Liolophura sinensis is the source of this 391-nucleotide messenger RNA. Its product is annotated as turripeptide Lol9.1-like. The record is from RefSeq and is a predicted model, not a curated record. Gene Ontology annotation, cellular component: extracellular region. NCBI's taxonomy places the organism in Eukaryota, Metazoa, Mollusca, Polyplacophora, Chitonida, Chitonidae. Gene Ontology annotation, biological process: multicellular organism development; cell differentiation. The coding region runs from base 67 to 333 and encodes 88 amino acids. The transcript has 3 exons. Gene Ontology annotation, molecular function: protein binding.
CUGACAUUGAAAUUAUAAGCGUCUGUGAGGAAACAAAAAAAACCAACACAGUCAUACUGCUAAUCCAUGUGUGACAUCAGGAUGAAGACUCUGUUACGCGGACCUAUAGCCCUGGUUUUACUUCUUUGUGUGGGAUUGGGGACAGGGAAUAAGGAUGAGGGGGUGGUUCACUUUGAGAAGACUGACGAGAGGUUGUGUCUGAGGGCGUGUCCCCAGAUCUUCUCCCCUGUGUGCGGCAAUGAUGGGGUCACCUACGCCAACACCUGUGAGAUGGAGACCCAGGCCUGCAGGCUGUCAAAACCGAUAAGCGUCGAUCAUUGGGGUGAAUGCUGACGUCAGCAAACAGUCAUCAGGGACAAGUGGUUUACUGUCAGACAGGAAAGGAAUACAC